AUGGACUCGCUGGUCGCUGACACUGACAUGCUUGUUGUUGGUGCGCCCGACGUCGACGCUGUCUUCCUCUAUCCGCUGACUGACGGCGCUGCCUCGCCCCUCGUCCAGCCUGCUUCACUCUCGGGGCCGCCCGCCUCGGGCUUUGGCUCCUCCGCCGUUCUCGGCUCAGCCAUGAUCGCUAUUGGAGCGCCGAACGGAUCGCCAUCCCAUAUAGGCGGUGAGGUGCACGUCUAUGCCCGCACUGGCGCUGUGGCUGGUGUGUUUCUCGGAAUCGUUGCGCCCGACGAGGCCUAUGUCGGCCUUGUCGGCAUCGCCGGCCUCGAGUUUGGCGCCAGCCUCGCCUGGUCUGAGCCCAUUGGUAUGCUUGCUAUUGGCUUACCGGGCUACAACCCGGGCAGCACGCCCGGUGCUGGCGGCGUGGUCGUCGUAUCGUCGGCGGCCGGUCCAGGCGGCUCGUGGGCGCCGGCAAGCGUCGUCGCCUCGCCCGUCCUGGUUGCUCCGUCCUCUGCCAGUCGCACCGGUGGCCGAACCGGCGCCGCCGUGGCUUGGCUCAGCUCUGCUGGCCGCGCAGUGGUAUUUGUGGGUGAGCCGGGUGACGGCGCUGGUGCGCUGCCGACCAACGCCGGGCGGGUGCACGCAUUCUUUGCCAACAACCCGGCGAGCGCGGCCGCCUUUUCGCAGCCGGCUUAUCUUGCCGCCUUUUCGCCGCCGACGUACUCAACUAGGUGCCGCAUUGCCACCGCGCCGUCAACCGCCGGCUCACGGUUUGGGGCGUCACUUGCCGCCGGCCCGAGUGGCGUCCUGGUGGUUGGCUCGCCCGGCGUUGCGACCACAUGCGUCUUUCGACCGGCUUCCGACCCUGCGUCAUCGCCGUUUGCCAGUAUGGUCGAUGUCUCCUCCCUCGAGCUUCCGUCGGGGGCACCAGGCGACGCCAGCUCAACGUUUGGCGCGGCUGGCCUGCUCGCCCGCAAAGACGUGGUCUUUGUGGGAACACCGUCGGCGACUCGGACCGCGCCGACGGUCGCUGCGGCAGCGGGCAUGGUAUUUGCCUAUCACAUCCCGGGUAUGACCGACUACGACGCAGCUUUGCCUGUCACGGCGACCGUGCUCGAGAUUCUUGCGCCGGUAGGGGCCAGCGCACCGAGCGCCAGCUUCGGCGCUGCGCUCGCGUCUGGCCCGCUGGCAGCCUCCCACAUGUACGUCAGUGCGCCGGGUCUCCCCUCAAUGGCCAACGAGGCAAACUCGGGUGGCGUCCUUCCUGUGCGGACGCGCUACUGCCUCGCCGGCCAGUACGUGACCGACACGGAGUGUCUGCCGUGCCCGGCUGGUGACUUCCGGCCAUCACUCAGCUACGCGGGAACGUGUCUCCCGUGUCCGAUCGGGUCGUACGCCAACGCCGCAUCCGGAGCAACUAGAUGUGAAGAGUGUCCGCGGGGCACGUUCCGUGACACCGCCGGUGGCGCUCUCGUCGACGCGUGCACACCGUGCCCGCUGGGCAUGUAUGUCAACGCCACCGGCGAGGCCUCAUGUCUCCUCUGUCAGUCGGGCAGCUACGCCGACACCGAGGGCUCGUCGACUUGCGCCGCGUGUCCGGUCGGCGGCGAUUGUCGGGCCCUCGGUGUCGGCAUUCCGCAAGCACUACCGGGCUACUGGCGCGACACAAGCGCGUCCGGCUACGUCUUUACCCAGUGCCAGGCACCAAGCUCGCGAUGUGCCGGGCGCAACCAGUGUGCGGCCAACUGGGUCAAUCCGCCGCUCUGCUCCGACUGCGCACAGGGCUACUUUCUCAAGCAGGACUACACCAGUGACCCGCAGUGUGCCAAGUGUCCCAAGUUUAUCAUGGCCUACGUCGCCGGCAUCAUCAUCAUUGUCCUGAGCGUCUCGGUGACGCUGGUUAACCUCGCGCGGAGCGCCACCGUCUUUAUGACCUCGAUCGGAGUCGGGCUGAACUUUAUCCAGAUUGCAGCCGUGCUCUCGACCUUUGACGCCGGCUGGCCGCAGCAGACCCAGAAGUCGCUCAACUAUCUCACGCUCUUCAACCUCAACCUCGAGCUCUUUUCCAUCGAGUGCGUGCAGUCGACCGGACUCUCGGUCGCUGGCAAGCUGAUGGUCAAGCUCGCGCUCCCGCUCCUCUUCCUCUUGAUAUUUCUCAUCAUGUACUGUGUGGUCAAGAUCUUCUACAAGUGCCGGCUCUCGUCGGUUGCCGAGGGCUCGGGGACGCAGUCUGUGGCGAGCGGGGCGCACACGGUGGCGGUUGCAUCAACCUCGCAGUUCCGCUCGCGCUCGCUGCUGAAGAAUGCCAAGACGUGGGAAUGGGCGGUGGUCAACGCUUCGCUCUCGAUGCUCAACCUCAUCUACAUCUCAAUUACGCUGACGUGCAUGGAGGUGUUUGACUGCGAGGACGAAGACGGUGACGGAGUCUUCCGCAUGCGGUCACAGCCAGACGUCAACUGCUACACCGCUCAGUGGCGCAAGAUCCGGCUGUACGCCCUUGUCGGCGGCGGGGUGUACGGUCUCGGCAUCCCGAUGCUCUUCUUCUUCCUUCUCAAGUCGCGGUCAUCCAAGCUCCACCGGCGGUCGGCUGUGCUCCAGCUCGGUCUCCUCUACCGCAAGUACACCAAGUACUCGUACUUGUGGGAGCUGGUCAUUAUUCUCCGCAAGAUUGUGGUUGUCGGCGUCAAGCUCUUCUCCUCGCAAUUUUCCGAGGUGACCCGCAUGCAGAUUGUGUUUCUGGCCAUGACAUUCUUCUUCCUCCUCCAGUGGGUGCUCAAGCCGUAUCAGUCCCGGCGGGCAAACCGGCUGGAGCUCUUUACGCUCUUUUGCGUCAUCGGCGUCCUCCUCUGUGGCCUCUUCUUCCAAAAGGCGCUCGGGAUGACGCCGUCGACAACGGAGCGGUUUCUGGUCGGCUACGUGGUGCUCGGCAUUGUUGGUGCCGCGCUGAUCGCCAUUGGCUUUGUCAUUGGAUACGACUUCCGCAACGCGCGGCGGAUGAAGAAGCGCGGCAUGGUCGGUGCGUAUGCUACCGAGGACGUCCAGGUCUACCCCCACUUCUUCCGCUCGGGCCUCCGCAUGGCCUCCGAGUGCCGGAUGGUGACGACGACCGACCACUUUUCGAACCUAAUGGUCUCUUACACGUACGACGUGUACACCCGGACGCCACGGCCGCGGAUCGAGGUCCGCGGCGCGGCCCGCAAUCGUUUUGGCAACGUCCGGUCGUCGUACUUUGACGGCCGGGUUCAGAUCCAGCAUGAUGCCACUGAGAACCUGUACAUCGCCUCGGCGCUCUUCCCACACCCGGGCAACUACGUGCUGCGGUUUGCCGGCGGCGUCCCUCUCGAGCCACCGUCGGGAUGCUGCACACGCCGGCUCACCGACCGUGCGCGCGAGGAGCGCGAGUCGCUCUGGCACCCCAAGCGCAUCCUCAUGGACUACGCGCUGGUGGUGACCGAGGCGGCAGCAACUGGUGACCAGCAGCAGUUUACCGACCUCGAGCGCCUGCGUGGGCGCAAUGGCCUCCUCUUCUCGCCGGUCGAGCAGUAUCUUGUCGCCGGUGCCGUCUUCUUCCGCAUCAAGAUCCCGCACGCCCACGGCGUGGUCGUUCUGCAGGACGAGGGCGCGUCCGAGACCCACCUCAUCAAGGAGAAGCGGGCAUCGUACUCGGCAGACACCUUCCACGCCGACACCUACUCGGGCGACGUGGCCCUGGUUCCCGGCCGGGUCACAGUGGUGGCCUUUAUGCGCGACGACACGCUCGAGGCCGCCAUGAGCUCGUCGCACGGCGGCGGGCGCCGCCGCCGCCAGCGCGCCUCGGGUACAGGCGGCGAGCUGCAAGACAUCCAGCUGCUGGAGUAUGUGGCGGUCGAAGGCGGGACUGGCGUUCAGUCGCCGUCAGGUGGAACCGUUGACGCGCGCCAUGGUCGCGGCCGCCGGCGCAACACGGUCACUGGCGGCAUCGCCGCGCCGCACCCGAGCCAUGGCGCUGCUGGUGCAACGACGGCUCUGGCUGCGUACGAUUUUCUGGACGAGGAGCGCCCAGUCUCGUACUAUGACGAAGACGCCGGGGUCGGCCUCGACACCGUCGACGUGACCAUGCUCGGCUAUGCCGACUUUUCGUCGUCGUAGCCCGUCACCGGUCAAGGGUGUGCAGCGGCGCCGGAUGGGCCGGCACCGCGUUGAGGUGGCGAAGCUCGCCAGUGUCGGGUGUAAACCGCAGAAAGUAGGUGUGCAGCACGCGGUUGAUGCGAUCGGUGAAGUCAGACGGGCCGAGGA
This is a messenger RNA of Thecamonas trahens ATCC 50062, 4269 nucleotides long. RefSeq lists its product as uncharacterized. Lineage: Eukaryota; Apusomonadida; Apusomonadidae. The coding region runs from base 1 to 4122 and encodes 1373 amino acids. The transcript is spliced from 2 exons. The record is from RefSeq and is a predicted model, not a curated record.